UAACUGCUACCUUUACUCUUUUUUUCCCCUCCCCUUCUUCCCUUCUACUUUGCGCCGCUCAUCCUCCUCAUCUUCAAGCCACCAUGGUGAACAGAUAACCGCCCGACUGUCCUGAGACCAUGGGUGCCUGCCUCUGCAAAGGUCACAAAGAGCUCCACCUUCCCAUGACAGCACUGCAGGACCAGACCGAGGAGGGUCAGGCAUCCACUGUCAAGGGUGGUCAGAAUCCCUCCAAUGGAAAUGUGCCAGAUAAAACCAACGGCUAUGACAUCGGCGAGCUGGCCACGUCCUCUUUGAUGGGUCUGGUGGCCACGAUAAAGGAGCAUAUCACCAAGCCGACAGCAAUGGCCCAGGGACGCGUUGCUCACCUGAUUGAGUGGAAGGGUUGGGGUGGAGGCGGCGAGGCUGGCGGACGUGGGGGCGGUUGGAGCGGGGCCUGCGGUAAAGCAGGAGGAGGCUGGGGGGGGGUGGGGGCCGAACUGCAGGAGGAUGAACAGUUCUACUCCCAAAUGACGGACGAGAUCAAGGAAGCUCGCUUUGCUGCAGGAGUAGCAGAGCAGUUUGCACUGGCUGAGGCGGCCAUGAGUGUGUGGUCGAUGAGCGAUAACACAGAGCAGCCCUCCACCAGCAUACAAGCAGCACAGAGCCACUUCUUGUCUCAGUUCCUGCUGGAUGGUGGCAGCGUCGGCAUUCCCCAGCACUUGUACAGCAUCCACGCCCAGACUUAUGGGAACAACAGGGCGGCCAACCUGGUCCCUCUGCCACCGGCCAACUCCAUUUCCCCAGCGUCAACCACUCAGCAGGACCGAGAUCAUCCCUUCGAGGACAGAAGCAGUGUGACUGCGGAGGCCGCUGUCCGACACGUAGACAGCAGCUCGUUAUCCGAGGAUGAUGUUUUUUAUAACUAGGCUUAAUGGGAAAACAAGCCAGAAAUCUUGAUGGAUAUUUACAAAAUGAUCAUCACUGAGAUGAUCACCCUUGAGUCUCAACCACCAGCAAUGACAAAAUAUAGCCGAAGACAUCAGUGAGAUUUCUCAAGAGAAAAUUUCUCAAAUAGUUGGUCUGGAAGGGUUU
Toxotes jaculatrix (banded archerfish) is the source of this 1074-nucleotide messenger RNA. It is a transcript of the gene fam131c, whose product is annotated as family with sequence similarity 131 member C. The transcript has 6 exons. The record is from RefSeq and is a predicted model, not a curated record. Bases 120 to 908 code for a protein of 262 amino acids. Lineage: Eukaryota; Metazoa; Chordata; Actinopteri; Toxotidae.